GGCUGAGCCGCGCUUGCCUAGACGGCCAACACUUCAACUUAUACUUGGACAAGUUCGACACGAAUCUACACACGUUACCUGUGAGAGGACAGUCAUACCAAGCAACAAUAGAUGUCGCACCAACGGGAACUCAUCUUUGUCUUGGAAUGAGCGUCUUUCGUUGCUUUUUUUCAUUCGUUCGUUUUUACUUAUUCGGAGUUCAACGUAAAGACUGGCACUGGGGUGAUAUUUUUAGUCCCUUAAACUCCCUCAAACACUGUAGGCUACUGCAGUGUUGGCAAGGAUGGCUUUUCAAUCGGCCCUCUUACCAAUAUUGGUCUUGGGACUGAUGACUAGUUUGGUGCGUUGUGCCCCCUUCCCUGGCAGGCUGAAUGGCACAGUGGAACGACACUGGGAGACACUCUACUCGCGGUCCUUGGCUCGGAUCCCCGGGGAGAAAAGAGAGAUAAACCGGGACAGCGACUAUCUUAUGGGCAUUAAACGGCUACGACGCCUUUAUUGCAAUGUAGGAAUUGGGUUUCAUAUUCAAGUUUCACCCGAUGGGAGAAUAACAGGAGUGCACAGUGAAAACCGUUACAGUCUCCUUGAGAUAUCUCCAGUAGAGAGAGGAGUUGUGACAAUCUUUGGCGUCCAAAGCAGUCUAUUCGUGGCCAUGAACAGCAAAGGGAAGCUGUACGGAUCUGUGAGUGUUCAUUACAACAACGAGUGCAAAUUCAAAGAAACUCUCCUGGCAAAUAAUUACAACGCUUACGAAUCGGUGGCAUACCCGACGAUGUACAUUGGACUAAGCAAGACUGGUAAAACAAAAAGGGGAAACCGAGUGUCACCAGCCAUGACGGUGACGCAUUUCUUGCCAAGAAUCUGAGUCACUCAGAAAUAGACUUAACCUCAAUAAAGGUGGGGUGAGGGGGACUCAAAACGAUGCACUUUCAACUGGAGUUUUAUGCAAGACUAAGUGCAUCAUCCUGUUUAACAUGUUAUGUAUAAGUUUGUAUAUCAGUUUAUUUAUUACGUAAAACAAUUUUGUAUUUGGGCGGGAAACAGGUCCUCACGUCAGGGGGAAUUUCAGAAAUCAACACAUUUAUUUAUGUUUUUUUAAUUUAUCAGAAGUCUGCUGCUAUUAAGUGUUGGGUAAGUGAGAUUCCUUUGUUGAAUUAUGGUUUUCUUUGCACUGUUUAUAGACAAAAUAUUCUACAGCGACAGAGCAAAGGAUACUUUUGUAUGACUUAUUUUUCUUCUAGGGAAUUAACUUCUAAGUCUUAGACCGAUGUUCAAACAAGGGAAAUAUCAAAUGAUUGGUUUUAGAAGCAGAAGCAAUUGUCCAAUGGCAGGACUCUUUGUAGGCAUUGGAGUCUAAUUGAAACAGUAUCAGCUUACUACUGGUUACAGAAUGAGCCGCGUUGAAGUCCUAUCCUCUCAAAUCUGUUUUUAGCUCUGCCAGGGGGUUGAACUUUGAACUUUUCUGCAGUCAAUCUUUGUCAGAUCUAUAAGACUCUGGAUAGAGAGAGGCAUCUUCUUGACAUUGUAUAAGCAGAGAAUUUGAGAGUUUAUAGGCAAGGUCAGUGUGCUGACACAAACGGCAGAAACCAUAGCCAUGGCUCUAUAACAUACAGCUUUUAUGAGGGGAAGUUUAAAAAAAAAUCAAAGUCCUCAGCUGUAUAGAGGAUAUAUGGAUCCCAAAAUGAUUCAUUUAAAUCACCACAAGUUCAGCAUCAGAGCUCCUCCCCGAGUGCAAAAAAAAGAAGGCAAGAUAAUGUAAUGAUUGUCACAGGUUGUUUUCUCCAAGUGUGUACA
Oncorhynchus keta (chum salmon) is the source of this 1794-nucleotide messenger RNA. RefSeq names its product fibroblast growth factor 4B-like. The record is from RefSeq and is a predicted model, not a curated record. Lineage: Eukaryota; Metazoa; Chordata; Actinopteri; Salmoniformes; Salmonidae. Gene Ontology annotation, molecular function: growth factor activity; fibroblast growth factor receptor binding. The transcript is spliced from 3 exons. Gene Ontology annotation, cellular component: cytoplasm. The coding region runs from base 284 to 865 and encodes 193 amino acids. Gene Ontology annotation, biological process: positive regulation of gene expression; positive regulation of protein phosphorylation; positive regulation of cell population proliferation.